Trichoderma atroviride IMI 206040 is the source of this 429-nucleotide messenger RNA. RefSeq lists its product as uncharacterized. The record is from RefSeq and is a predicted model, not a curated record. Lineage: Eukaryota; Fungi; Ascomycota; Sordariomycetes; Hypocreales; Hypocreaceae.
AUGCCUCCCCUCCGGCCCCUCAACCUUAACCUCCGCCUCCUUUCCAACAAACCCCUCCACCGCCUCUCAUCAACCUUCACCUCCCGCCCAGCACCCCCCAAACUGCCCGCCGCCCAACAAGCCGAAUUCGAGCGCCUCCAACGCGCCGCCGCAGUCUCCUCCGCCUUCCAAGACAUCCAGGCGCAGACGCAAACCCCUCCCUCGACAGAAUCCCCGCGCCACGCAACAAACGUCGCUGCUGCCAGCAGCAAGAACAACAGCAGCGACGGCGAAAGCUCGCUGAACCAGGGCCUGUUCCGCGGCGCGCCGCCCGAGUUUGAGGGCGACACGAAUCCCAAGACGGGCGAGGUUGGGGGGCCCAAGAAUGAGCCUUUGCGGUGGGGUGGGGAUGGUGACUGGAGCUAUAAUGGGAGAGUGACUGAUUUCUAA